Messenger RNA from Funneliformis mosseae, 198 nucleotides. The record is from the annotation of a GenBank genome assembly. NCBI's taxonomy places the organism in Eukaryota, Fungi, Glomeromycota, Glomeromycetes, Glomerales, Glomeraceae.
AUGAAACCCUUAAUUUCAGCUGAGGAUUAUGGAGAUGUAUAUUUUGAUAAUGUUUCUAUACCUCAAUCAGUGAAAGAAACAAAUGAAGGGGUUGCUUCGCAAUUAAAUAGGGUAUAUGAUGAUAGUGACUAUAGUUAUGACAAUAAUUUUGAAGGAAUGAUGAAGUCAAGUGCUAAAGACAGGAGAAUUAUUGGAUGA